UUUUGUCCUGAAUAUUGAACUGAUGUGUAAACCAUGUCCACCCAGAAAGAUUUAUCGAUAACAGAAUUCUGCUGCGAAAUGCCUAAAAUUGAACUCCAUGCACACAUAAAUGGAUCAAUUAGUGAAACAACAAUGAAGAAAUUAUUGAAAAAGAAAAAUCGUGAGGGAGAUAAGUUGUCAUUUCAGAAAGACCAGAUUGCAACAUUGGAUGACUGUUUUCAAAUGUUCAAAUUGAUACACCAAGUGUCCGAUAAUACAGAAGCAGCUUAUACAAUAACUUAUGAUGUUAUUCAUGAAUUUGCAGCAGAGAAUGUAAAAUAUCUUGAACUUAGAAGUACACCAAGAGAAGUUAAAGCAACAGGCAUGACAAAGUUGGGAUAUGUUGAGGCUGUGAUUAAAGCUAUACAAGACUGUAAUGACCUGGACAUAAUUGUUAAGUUUAUUUUAGCUGUGGAUAGGAGAAAUGGUAUAGAUGUAGCAAAAGAAACAGUGGAAUUAGCCGCUAAAUAUAAAACUUUAAGUAAUGGAAUUGUCAUUGGGGUGGAUUUAAGUGGUGAUCCUACUGUAGGAGAUGCAAGAGACUAUAUUCCAUUGUUCGAGCAGGCUAAACAAGCAGGAUUAAAACUAGCACUCCAUUUAGCCGAGGUUCCAAAUAUUGAAGAGACACUGGCCAUGCUAAAAUUACCACCAAAUAGAAUAGGUCAUGGUACAUGUUUGCUCCCAGAUGUUGGAGGAUCAGAUGAAUUGACAGACUAUGUGUAUACACAUAAAAUACCUCUAGAACUGUGUCUAACAUCAAAUGUUAUUGGCCAAACUGUUCCCAACUUUGACAACCAUCAUUUUUUAAACUGGUACCAGAGAAAUCAUCCAUGUGUGAUUUGUACAGAUGAUAAAGGUGUAUUUAAUACUACUCUGUCAGAGGAAUAUCAGAUUGCAGCUAAAACAUUUGAUCUUAGUGUGGAUAAAAUUUGGCAACUUUCUUUUGGAAGCAUUGACCAUAUUUUUGCUGACGAGGAAAUUAAGGAACAAUUAAGACUGAAGUUUUUACAAUUUAGACCAUUAUAAACCUUAGUUAUGUUCAUGAUGUUAGUGUAAAUAUGUUAAAAUGUUGUAAACAGGGAUUAUUAAUUACCAGAAACUCAGAAGAAUGUGUAUAAGUAGAUCAAAGUUUACAAAUGUAGUUAUGCAUCAAAUAAAUAUAUUACACUUUUUUUUUAAACUUAAUUUCCAACAUAAAAAAAAGAGAAGAUUGAACUCUUCAUGUAUAUGUCUUCUGCAUUUCUAACAUGGCUAAUAUAAAAAUCUUGCACAUAAAAAGUGCAUAUAUGCAUGAAUUUAGCAAAAUUCUUGGAGGAGUCAAUUUUGAAAAUUAAAGUGUGUUCCAUUUGUA
Messenger RNA from Mytilus californianus (California mussel), 1390 nucleotides. RefSeq names its product adenosine deaminase-like protein. The transcript has a single exon. Gene Ontology annotation, molecular function: adenosine deaminase activity. Gene Ontology annotation, biological process: inosine biosynthetic process; adenosine catabolic process. NCBI's taxonomy places the organism in Eukaryota, Metazoa, Mollusca, Bivalvia, Mytilida, Mytilidae. Bases 34 to 1065 code for a protein of 343 amino acids. The record is from RefSeq and is a predicted model, not a curated record.